Manihot esculenta (cassava) is the source of this 1217-nucleotide messenger RNA. RefSeq names its product phenylcoumaran benzylic ether reductase Pyrc5. The transcript is spliced from 5 exons. Gene Ontology annotation, molecular function: oxidoreductase activity. NCBI's taxonomy places the organism in Eukaryota, Viridiplantae, Streptophyta, Magnoliopsida, Malpighiales, Euphorbiaceae. The coding region runs from base 127 to 1053 and encodes 308 amino acids. The record is from RefSeq and is a predicted model, not a curated record.
UUCAACAUUGAUAUCCAUGCCCUUUUCACUCAACAGUUUUCGUCCUCUGAGCAUCCUUUUGACGCUUUCUCUCACGCUGUUUGUUUUUGUUUUUUACCGGAGAUUCUCCCGGCAGGAAUUUCAGCAAUGAAGGAAAAGAGCAAAAUUCUAUUCAUUGGAGGCACUGGCUACAUCGGAAAGUACAUUGUGGAAGCGAGUGCCACCGCCGGACAUCCUACUUUUGCUCUCGUGAGAGAGGCCACUCUCUCUAGCCCUUCCAAAUCUGCGAUCAUCGAUAGUUUCAAGAGCCAUGGUGUCAAUUUCCUCAUUGGAGAUCUCUACGAUCACGGGAGUUUGGUUAAGGCAAUUAAGCAAGUCGACGUGGUGAUCUCUACAGUUGGUCAUGGUCAGUUUGCUGAUCAAGACAAGAUCAUCGCCGCGAUUAAAGAAGCUGGAAAUGUUAAGAGAUUUUUUCCUUCAGAGUUUGGGAAUGAUGUCGAUCGUGUCCAUGCUGUUGAGCCAGCAAAAUCGGAAUUUGAAGCCAAAGCUAAACUCCGCCGAGCAAUUGAAGCUGCUGGAAUCCCAUACACGUACGUGUCAGCUAACUCUUUCGCCGGCUACUUCCUUCCCACUCUGAACCAGCCUGGAGUCAUGGCUCCCCCAAGAGAUAAAGUUGUUAUCUUUGGUGAUGGCAAUCCCAAAGCAAUCUUUAACAAGGAAGAGGAUAUUGGGACAUACACCAUCAAAGCUGUGGAUGAUCCAAGGACACUGAAUAAAAUCCUGUACCUUAAACCCCCAGGCAACAUCUAUUCAUUCAAUGAUCUUGUGUCUCUGUGGGAAAAGAAGAUAGGCAAAACCCUUGAAAGGGUCUACAUUUCAGAGGAGCAACUAUUGAAGAGUAUCCAAGAAAGUGCACCUCCACUGAAUUUGGUAUUGGGAAUAGGUCACUCAGUGUUCGUGAAGGGAGAUCAUACCAACUUUGAGAUAAAGGAAUCAUUUGGAGUAGAAGCUUCAGAGCUUUACCCUGACGUCAAGUAUACCACUGUGGAUGAGUUCCUUACCCAAUUCGUGUGAGUUGGAGUUGUGUUAAUACAGCGUUAUCUAAAUAAAUAAGCGUGUAAUUGCCAGUCUGUCAUGAAUUCUCUGUAUUAUAAUACAGUCGGCAGUUUGUGGACGAAUAGUUCCUUCCUAGUUUGGCUUGCGUUUUAUCAUGCUCUAAUAUAAGUACCUGUUUCCAA